CUCAAGCACAGACGGUGUAUGGGUUGUAGGUUUGACGUAUGAGUAUUUUCGAUUCGUUUAAAUAGAGCGACGACAGCAGAUCAUCUUUCAGCUGUGCGGCGGAGCUUGCUUUCUAUAUUGACAUUUCUAUCGGGAACAGUUACACACAAUAGUGGAAGAAGGUUUUUCUCACGAACAUCUGACACAUCAUCGCCUUAGAAAUUAACAAGUUUUUAGUUAAUAGUAGUAAAUACUCCUUUGCCAGGCAGUGAUAUAUUAUGAACAGGCAAAUCUUAACAGAAAUUGAGACCCUUGAAUCAAUCUACAUUCAUGAGUUGGAAAUUUUUGACGAGAAUGAGAAAUUCGUGAAGACUAUCAAAGUAGAUUUAAAGCCGGCAACUGGUGAGGAUACAUCUGCUCAAUGGGUUUGCAUGGAGCUAUGGUUUUACAUCCCAGUUGGGUACCCAGACACCCUUCCAGAGAUAACGAUAAAAAACCCACGUGGCCUGAGCGAUCAACGCCUCCAACAAAUCGAGAAGGAUCUCCAAGACAAUGCGCAAAGCAACAAAGGCAUGAUGAUGCUUUAUCAUCUGAUCGAGGUAGCCAAGGACCACUUGACUAAGGAUAACCUACCUGCCUGUGCUUGUGCUAUAUGCCUUUACGGCUUCGACGAAAACGACGUUUUUGUGAAAACUGCCUGUUUUCAUUAUUUUCAUUCGCAUUGUCUCAGUCGCUACGUCAAUUACCAGUUAGAUGAAAUACGGGAAAAAAAAGAGGAAGCUAAAAAAAAUAAUAGUCCUCUCAAGGAACCACUUAAGUUGGUAUGCCCAAUGUGUCGUCUGGAGAUUCCUGAAGAUAUUGUCUCGGCUAGUACAUAUCCAGAACUUCCACUUCCAUCAGCACAAGCCACCGAUCCCGAAUUUACAGUGACUCCAGAGCUUGAGCAAAUGAGAAAGAAGAUGGCCCGUUUAUAUCUACAACAGAAAGAACGCGGUGGUAUUAUUGAUGUGGAAGGGGAGAAAAAUAAGUUUUUUAUCCAGAUCUCAAAUGGGACCGAAGAGGAAUUAGAACGAUCUCGGCCUACAUCUCAACCCGCUCCAGAAGCAAGACUGCCGCAACAAUCUGCAACUGCUAAGGCUCCUCCAAAGUCCAGAGUGGGAGAAUCUUCCGAUUCUGACUCAGAUUCUGGUGGCCGUGGUGGACGCGGCAGUCGUGGGAGGCGCGGCAAAAGCGGUCGCAUGUACCCCACACCAGCCGAGAAAAAGCGGGCUCAUCUACAAGCACUACAACAGAUGAAACAAAAUGAACAGACAAAAAUUGCAGACAAGUCAACAGAAUCGACGAUGUCAAAUACCACAAGUGGCGCUGCCGGAGGAGCCAGUAACAAAAGCGGUGGACGUCAUCGAGCAACGGCUGGUGGUUGUGCCAAUGGUAUGCGGAAAGCUAGCUGACCAGCGGACCCUAUCGGCCUCGAGCGCUGGCCCGUCAAGGAGUCGCUGCAGCCGAUAAUAAUAAAUCGGGUACGGUUGGAUCAGAACGACAGCAUUAUGAAUAUCACCGGCAUCACAGUGAUCUAAGCAACCAAAUUGCAGGAAUUGUUCGUUCUUCGAGGUUUUUUUGCGCACAAGGAGCUUCAAGCCUUGGGUACUGAGCAUUCUAGGCCUCCCAAUUGUUUCGGUCUCCCCUCGCGCACCGCAUCGACGCAUGAACUUGUGUAUACGAAUAUAGGGCGUUACAACAAGACGUGUCAUUUUGUUGUCAUUAUGUUUGUUUGUUAUUGGGCCGAAUAGAUUGCAUAUAUAGUGCUGUGGUAUAAAGGACGUAAGGUAUUGGCAUUUUGUUUUGUUCAAUUAAUGUUUCAGCUGAACCUUCGAAAAAAGCGAAGGGUUAGACCUAAGAGCACUCUUUUACACAUUUUCUCGAAAUAUAUGAAGGGGCUGUAUUUUCUCACAAUUUGUAAAACGCAGAGGCAAGUAAGCUAGGUGGAGCUGGUAUAAGAGGACUGGUUAGUGUGACAAGUGACGCCAAAAGUUGGAUAGAAGAGAAAUAUCUCUAGAGAGAGAGAGAGAGAGAGAGAGAGAAAGAGAGAGAGUAACAGGGGGAGAAAUAGAUAAAAAAAGCGCCAAAGACGUCUCGUUUCUGUAAAAGUACGGUCAAUGGAAUGACAUGCGUAUUUAUGUUGUAUUAGCGAUGGCGCGAAAAAGACGGGCCCGUCAUUGCAAACCAUAGUGUCACCUAUAAACAUGUACGCCACCACCGAAAAGCAACGAUUCAAGAUUGGCUUAGAAUUAACCAACACUUUUUUUCAUAAGAUGAACAUACCACUACUAAAUUAUAUGACCAUAUAUAUAUAUAUAUAUAUAUAUAGAGGUGUGCUUCUAAUUAAUAUGCAAAAAUCCAAUAAGCGUAACAGC
This is a messenger RNA of Varroa destructor (honeybee mite), 2393 nucleotides long. RefSeq names its product E3 ubiquitin-protein ligase RNF25. Lineage: Eukaryota; Metazoa; Arthropoda; Arachnida; Mesostigmata; Varroidae. Gene Ontology annotation, cellular component: nucleus. The record is from RefSeq and is a predicted model, not a curated record. Gene Ontology annotation, biological process: protein ubiquitination. Gene Ontology annotation, molecular function: ubiquitin protein ligase activity; protein binding.